This is a messenger RNA of Dermacentor andersoni, 1730 nucleotides long. RefSeq lists its product as uncharacterized. Lineage: Eukaryota; Metazoa; Arthropoda; Arachnida; Ixodida; Ixodidae. The record is from RefSeq and is a predicted model, not a curated record. Gene Ontology annotation, biological process: regulation of transcription by RNA polymerase II. Gene Ontology annotation, cellular component: nucleus. Gene Ontology annotation, molecular function: DNA-binding transcription factor activity, RNA polymerase II-specific.
AUGAAGCCGGCCUUCGGUUUCUCCAUCGAGGCAAUCCUACGAGACACGCACCCCUCAGCCACAGACCAGUUAUCUCUCAAAGAGGUUGGCGUCAGCGGCGAGCACGAGGCCGACCACGAGCCCAUGCCUCGCUACCCGUCCCGGGGCGUGGCCGAGCAGUUGCUGCUGCUGCCCCCGACGCCCUGCUACGGGAUCCACCACCCAUCGCCGCUCGCUGCCGGCCCGCAGGCACACGGAGUGCCCUUCGCAGCGGCGGCAGCGGCGGCGGCGGCAGCGUGCUGCGGGGGAUGCCUGUCGCUGCAGCUGCUUUCGUGGGGCGUCUGCCAGCCUCUGACCGCGGCGGCGUUACCGUCGACCGCUGCCGCCGCCAGCCUGCAAGCGCAGCCGGCUCAGCCCGAGCAACGCUUCGGCGAGAGUGCAGACGACGUUACAAGCAGCGCGUCGCGUCGUCUCGCGCAGGCCAAGACGGCGGCCGAGCGCUGCUUCUCGUGCGGCCAGUGCGGCAAGCGCUUCAAGCGCUCCUCGACGCUGUCCACGCACCUGCUCAUCCACUCGGACACGAGGCCCUACCCGUGCCACUUCUGCGGCAAGCGCUUCCACCAGAAGUCCGACAUGAAGAAGCACACCUACAUACACACCGGCGAGAAGCCGCACAAGUGCGUGGUGUGCGGCAAGGCGUUCAGCCAGUCGUCCAACCUGAUCACGCACACGCGCAAGCACAGCGGAUUCAAGCCGUUCGCGUGCCGCAUCUGCGGCCGCGCCUUCCAGCGGAAAGUGGACCUGCGCCGGCACACGGACUCGCAGCACUGCGCACCGGCUGCCACGCACCAGUCGCCGCCAGCCGUUGCGCCUCCGGUCCAUCGCAGCACCGUCCCGGUCACCGCAUCGUCGGCGGUCGCCAGCACCUGCAUUCUGUAGUCGAGCGCCACGCUAUCGCCUGUGCACCUUUGCCAAAGUCAGCGUAGCAAGACAGGCGGCGCUAUUUUGGGCAAUGCCCGAUUCCACCGUGUUGUCGCAUUCCGCCGUGCCGGCGUUUUGAGCCAAUCAGAGGAGCCGUAGCCGCCCUGUUGUCCAAUCAAAAGCGACAAUAUGGCGAACUUUGACGAUGUACAGAAUAUAUCAGCUGGAGGGUCACGGAAGGAUGGAGGUUUGAAGCUAAUGGUCGAACCGAGGGAUAGCUUUCAGCCUGGAAGCCAACGUUUCGACAAGGGGACUUGCUGCCAUCGGCCUGACGGAGACAAAUCUAUACGCUGGCUCCAGGCUGAGAGAUAUCCAUGGUGGAAGGAAAAAAAAAUGGGGAGAGACCCUGACGUCACUUGUUGCGAAGCCUCCGUGACUCCGGAAGUUGGCUUUACUCGGCCAUCUUGCCGGGACAAAUUCUACUCCCUUGUUUACAUUCAUCCCCUCCUGCGUGCAACCACGUGCAAACCCUCCGGGCUGCGCGGACGCGCGCGCGCCGUAGCGAUACGAUCAGCGAACCCUAUCGCUAUGUACCAUCGCUAUACCGUUGCCAAAGUCAUGUAGUCUGAGUAUUGUGCUCUAGCGUCGAAAUAACUUCGUAGUGAACUUCGCAAAUCAGGCCACGAGACCGGCCCCCCGCUACUUUUGCCGGCCUUUGUGAAAAUAAAUCUGCGCAUUCUCACAUCGCAUGCACAGGCGAUGACCGGCAGCACACUUUACGUACGUCCCGACAUUUGGACCUAUGGUUAGCCCAGCUGCAGUUUGCGAGA